CUCCAUGCCACAAGCAGUAGGAUACCUUCACUACCUCUGAAAGACUUUAAUACAGCUGAUCACCGAUCAACUGUUAAACAACUGACAUGAAACUCAUCUUUAUCCCUUUCAAAGAAGGCACGUUUUGUAUAAACACUUGUAUGGGACUCAACAAAGGGAGCUAUGUUUUAGGAAAAGUCCAAGAUUGAGUCGGAUAACGCUUUGAAGCCUCCUUCCAUACCCACUGAGACGUCAGUUCUUCUGAAUGUGGAAGAGGUGUCAGAGCUCUGGGCGUUGUGUUGGUGCUCUCCGGUGUCUGAGCACCCUGGCUGGGACGGCCCUUCGGCCCUGGACACCGAGCACCAGUGGUUGCCGGGCGGUACGGGGGGUGGGCAGAGCGCCAUGGUAACGCACAGCAGGUUUGACAGCGUCAUGAGCAGCAGCCCCUUUGAAGGCGGCGUGCGCCUGCCCCCUCACCGGUACAAGACCUUCAGUUCAGAGGCGCAGUAUCAGAUGGUGCUCGCGGCUGUGCGAAAACUUCAAGAGAGUGGCUUCUACUGGAGCACGGUGAGCGGGAAGGAGGCCAGCUCGCUUUUGAGCGCGGAGCCCCCGGGUACCUUCUUGGUGCGUGACAGCUCAGACCACCACCACUUUUUCACCCUGAGCGUUAAAACGACCACGGGCACCAAAAACCUGCGCAUCCAGUGCGAUUCCUGCUCGUUCUAUCUGCAGACCGACCCGCGGAGCGAGCAGGCGGUGCCUCGUUUUGAUUGCGUCCUCAAACUUAUCCAUCACUACAUGCCACCUGCGAAAGGGACCUCAUCUAUGGUCCAGGCUGCAGGUAGCGGUGAUGGGGACAGCGGAAGGUCAGCAGACGGGAGCGCGUACUUCAUUUACUCUGGUGGAGAGAAGAUCCCGCUGCAGCUAUUGCGUCCACUGGCCUCUAGCAUGUCUAGUCUGCAGCACCUGUGUCGAAAGACUCUAAAUGGCCAUAUAGAUGUGUCCACCAAACGCGAUCAACUGCCUCAAACACUCCAAGAGUUCCUCCAGGAGUAUGAUGCCCCUAUCUAGCUAUUCUUUCAAGCUCCAGAUGCGUUUCAGAUGGAAAGAGCCGCAUGGGCAGAAGAUGUGCGUGCCAAUAAAUGCUCACAGAUCCGCAGAAUGGCGUGAGUGGAGAUAUUUCGCUCCACACCUCUGUGUCUGUCAGUAUUGCGGGCCAGCUGUGCCUUUGACCUCUGGAUUGUGAACUUUGGCAGGUGGCUGCCAUUUGAAGGACAGCAUGAGAUGCGUGUACUCCCGGUCAAGUGGACGGCUGCCAGGAUCUGACAUCUCGGCCGCUGUUGACACGAAGCGAUUUUUUUCUGGUGGCUGGUUGCAAAGACAAACUGCUGAAGAUAAACACGAGUGAUAGUUGAUCAGUACAGGAGUUAAGUGUGCUGCUGUGGCAACGGUCCAGCUCCUGUCCGAUCGAUCGGGAGACGCUCUCACAAUCUGUUUUAUCCAGCUCGACAUUUUUGACUUUCUCCUGGAAGGAAAGCUCUAGCUAGCCCUCCGUGUUUGAGCGAGAGCCGGUUGUUUGCGAUGACGCACACAUUUCCACUGCUUCUUGCCAAGUGUAAUUGCCUCAUAAGUGGGCGUGGGGGCGCAAACGGGGUGGCUACUUACCGCUCGGAGCCGACACUGCUUCGUCUGCUCUGUGGACUGUGCAGCGUCAAGAGGAGGACUAGAGAACAGAUAAACCAGACGUGAGGCCUUUAACUCGGACGCUUUCGGCCUCUGACCCCUCUUAGCCCUCUCUGGAGAAGACGGCCCCUGAGGACAGCUCAGUGGACUGUUGUUACUUUGUUUUUGACAGGAGCCAAAGCAAGCAUUAGUUUCAUAUUUGUGCUAGGAAAAGGCAGGCAACAAGUGAAGAUUGUUCAUGGUUAAAUUACAAUGUAAAAUGUAUACACGAAUUGACUUUCACAUACUGUGAAACAAAUACAAGCACAGUAUGACAAAUCUUUAACUGAUUUACGGUGGCGUUUGGCAUGAAGAACUAUGCGUCUCUGGUCACGCAGAGAGGCAUUCGUGCUUUAUGUGCGCAUGAAAAAUCAGUUACGCUUCAGCACCCUCGUUCAAUAACAACGACACAGUGUUUGUUUCGCUAGCAGGACUAAAAUCUGCUAUUCACUGAAUGUAUUAUGAGUCUAUGGAAGGGCUUAUGGUUCAACGUUUUUCAUAUUUUGUCAGAUCAAGGUGUUAACAUGUGUGGCCACCAACAGGGACAGCAUGUGUUUUACUCUGUCUUUUAUAAAGAUGUCUCAUCUUAAGAUCUGGUCUGAUGACCGCAGUGCAAGCUUGAAGAUCAGAAAACAAAGGCAUUAAAAUAGUAAAUGCGGCAAGAAACUUUGCACAUAUUUAUAUUUAUAAACUAUUUCCAUAAUUUAUAUUAAAGAGCACUAUUUUUACAAAAUGCA
Messenger RNA from Paramisgurnus dabryanus, 2438 nucleotides. RefSeq names its product suppressor of cytokine signaling 3b (gene socs3b). Gene Ontology annotation, molecular function: 1-phosphatidylinositol-3-kinase regulator activity. Gene Ontology annotation, cellular component: phosphatidylinositol 3-kinase complex. Lineage: Eukaryota; Metazoa; Chordata; Actinopteri; Cypriniformes; Cobitidae. The record is from RefSeq and is a predicted model, not a curated record. Gene Ontology annotation, biological process: phosphatidylinositol phosphate biosynthetic process; intracellular signal transduction.